Messenger RNA from Mytilus californianus (California mussel), 1699 nucleotides. RefSeq names its product paired box protein Pax-7-like. The transcript has 6 exons. Gene Ontology annotation, molecular function: DNA-binding transcription factor activity, RNA polymerase II-specific; RNA polymerase II cis-regulatory region sequence-specific DNA binding. The record is from RefSeq and is a predicted model, not a curated record. Lineage: Eukaryota; Metazoa; Mollusca; Bivalvia; Mytilida; Mytilidae. Gene Ontology annotation, biological process: regulation of transcription by RNA polymerase II; anatomical structure development. The coding region runs from base 1 to 1278 and encodes 425 amino acids.
AUGAAGAUUUUACAAUGUCAAGGCCGAGUAAAUCAGUUGGGUGGCGUCUUUAUCAAUGGUAGACCUUUGCCAAAUCAUAUACGAUUACAAAUUGUAGAGUUGGCAUCCCAAGGAGUGAGGCCGUGUACAAUUAGUCGACAACUCAGAGUGUCCCAUGGAUGUGUCAGUAAGAUCCUGCAGCGCUAUCAAGAGACUGGGAGUAUCAGACCGGGUGUCAUUGGUGGCAGCAAACCGAGGGUGGCGACACCAGAGGUAGAGAAGAGAAUUGAAGAUUACAAGAGAGAGAAUCCGGGUAUUUUUAGUUGGGAAAUUAGAGACAGGUUAAUCAAAGAUAAUAUAUGUGACAGAACCACGGUUCCGAGUGUAAGUUCCAUUAGUCGAGUUCUCCGCAGUAAAUUUCACAGAACAGAUUCGGAGGAAGAAGGCGACUUAAGUUGCGACGAGGAAGAAAUGGAGAAAAAAGAGGAAGUGAGACAGAAUCAUAGUAUAGACGGGAUACUACGAGGAGACGACAAGAAAGGUUCUGAUGAGGAGUUAUCUGAUUGUGAAUCGGAACCAGGGUUACAUCUGAAGCGAAAACAGCGACGUAGUAGGACUACUUUCACAGCGGAGCAAUUGGAAGAAUUAGAGCGUGCUUUUGAACGCACUCACUAUCCGGAUAUAUAUACGCGUGAGGAGUUAGCCCAACGUACUAAGUUGACGGAAGCCCGUGUGCAAGUCUGGUUCAGCAAUAGAAGGGCUAGAUGGAGGAAACAAGUUGGCAGCAAUCAGAUCUCGGCCCUCAACAGCCUACUGCAAGUUCCCGGUGGAAUGCCUAACCACUCUUACAUGCUCCAUGACCCAUCGACGUAUCCAAUCCCAACAGCUCAAGAUAGUCUAUGGCACAGGAAUACGGUUGCUCAAUCACUACAGUCACUCAGCCAGACCCUCAAACCUGGAGAACCCUCCUAUGCUGGCAUCAUGGACUCAUAUCUGUCUCAUACUUCACAGGUUAACAGCAUGGCCGCUCACAGCAAUGCAGAAACAUUUUCAAACAGUUGGAACAGUCCAGUGACGUCAACAGUUAACUCCCUUCCAUAUGCAGCGACUACCGGUCAUUAUCCUCAUCCAUACCCAGACAUGUCCAAGUACUACAAUUCUCACAUAGCUGGAGUACCAUCAUCUAUGGAGAGGUGUGCAGUUGAUGACAGUCUCGUGGCAUUAAGGAUGAAAUCACGUGAACACUCUGCUGCUCUAGGGUUAAUGCACGAUUCUGGGAAAAUGGCUACUAGCUAUUGAUUCAAAGAAUUUGAACGAUUGUCAAUCGCCUUUAAUUUUCAUAGGAAGUCCGGUAUUUAACUUGGAGCAGAAAUCUCACUGCAUGGUUCGCGAGAUGUGAAAUGGAGGACCCGGAAAUUCCAAACCGGAAGUAUUACAGAUGAACAGCACGUGCCUUAAAUUGAUGUCAGUAUGAUGUAAUAAAUGACAUCCAAUCAAACUUUAAGGAUGACAUGUUUCUUUUGUAAUGUGUAUAUUGUUGAAUAAGGAGAGAACUGUUAUGUCUAAAGUGAACUAUUCUUGCUCUUUCUGUUGACCUUUCGCAGUAAUUCAUUUUAGAUAUAAAUGUGUGUGUAUAAUUGCUAUUUCAUUGAAUUCUCAUUGUAUGUAUAUAUAUAUAUAACUCAGCUCAUUCAUCUAUCCUGUGCUUUAAUCUAGUCUU